Papilio machaon (common yellow swallowtail) is the source of this 630-nucleotide messenger RNA. RefSeq lists its product as uncharacterized. Lineage: Eukaryota; Metazoa; Arthropoda; Insecta; Lepidoptera; Papilionidae. The record is from RefSeq and is a predicted model, not a curated record. The coding region runs from base 1 to 630 and encodes 209 amino acids. The transcript has 3 exons.
AUGAGGACUAAAAACCCAAUGGCGAAAAAGCCACCCCAAAUCUUAUUUUGUAAAAACAAAUACAGUCCUAACGUGAAGGUUGAGAACUGGGACUUGGUGGUACGGGCUGAGAAAAAAGAUAAUUACGUGUAUCGUGAUCAGCUGAGCAAUCACCUGAGUACAUACUUACGUCUUGGCAGUCAUGACCAAGGCGUUGGGCCCACUGAGACUGGACAUAUGCUGCAGCAAGUUUUUAUGAGAAAGGACCCCGUUUAUAUUUACAAGCCACUAGUUAAUUUUACGUCAUAUCCUUGCACUGAUACACCAGGACGAAAUAGACUUAUGAAAACGGCUGGGUUGGCGCAAUUGCCACCGGAUUUCGGGAUAAUGGACUAUCUUUCCACACAACAAGAUGAUUACAGGAAUCCCCAUCCGACUGUACUGAAACCGAUUACUAUGCCAUCACCAAUAUGGUUGAUGAACCGGGUCAUACGCUCGCAGCUGACACAGAACUACGGAACUGCGCCCCCUCGCGGUGAUUAUCAAUGCCUAGACACGCACACACCCAUAGACCACAUCAGAAAGAUGCGACUAAAGCGAUACCAAUCAUUUGAUCCAGCCUCGGGCCUCCAAGAUUUUCCCAGGUUGUAA